AUGGCAGUCCAAGAAGAUGCUGAUCAUCCAUUCAACAAGGGUAACCUCGACGAGUUAUUUGAACGAUUCUGGACCUGUGAGUCACUCGGAACUCCAAACGAAGCGAAUUCUAAAGAAGACAUCACUUGUCUUGAUUUUUUCAACAAGACGACGCGUUACGACGAAAACGAAUGUCGUUACUACACGCGACUUCCAUUCAGAAGCGAACCACAUGGAGCUCCGGAAAACUUCCAACACAGUCUAUCCUGUCUACGAUCGAAUUGGAGAACACUUUCCAAACAUCCUGGACACCUUCAGAAACACGACGACACAAUUCAAGAUCAAGUGAAACGAGGUAUCAUCAGCGAAGUCCCUCCAUCACAACUCUACACGACAGGAACCUUCCUCUCUCAUCACGCUGUGAUCAACUAA
Messenger RNA from Necator americanus (New World hookworm), 411 nucleotides. RefSeq lists its product as uncharacterized. Bases 1 to 411 code for a protein of 136 amino acids. The record is from RefSeq and is a predicted model, not a curated record. NCBI's taxonomy places the organism in Eukaryota, Metazoa, Nematoda, Chromadorea, Rhabditida, Ancylostomatidae. The transcript has a single exon.